GCUCUCUGUUCUUGGGGGAUUACAAGAUCUGUCUCCCACACACCCAAUCCUUAGCCCAACUGUUAUUUCUUCCUCUGCUUCGAUUCUUCAGCCAAAGAAACAUUUUCUCUCUGUAAAUAUAGCUCCAAAAACCAAUCCCAGAACCAAAAGAAGAAAGAACCAGAUGAAGAGGGUGUGCCAAGUGCCGGCGGAGGGUUUAUCUUCUGAUGUUUGGUCUUGGAGAAAAUAUGGGCAAAAACCCAUCAAAGGCUCCCCAUACCCAAGGGGAUAUUACAGAUGCAGCACAUCAAAGGGGUGUUUGGCAAGAAAACAAGUGGAGCGGAACAGAUCCGACCCGAAUAUGUUCAUCGUGACCUACACGGCGGAGCACAGCCACCCGAUGCCCACCCACCGGAAUUCGCUCGCCGGGAGCACCCGACAGAAGCCGACGACGACGACCCAUCAGCCGGAAACCUCCGGGGAGGGAAACAAACUAGGCAACUCGUCGCCGGCGCCGGAUAAGCAAGAAAGCAGCAGGGACGAAGACAAGGAGGACAUCUGCGACGACGAGGAGGACGGCGCGUCCAAUCCGGAGUUGGACGUGGCGGCGGCGGCUCCGGCGGACGACGACUUCUUCGAGGGCCUGGAAGAUCUCGUCGGGGAUUGCUUCCCUUCUAAUUUGCCGGCCUCCGGCGUUCAAUUCCCCUGGCUGGGGAGCACUGCGGCGACCACCGCCGCCGGCGGCAGUUGACCGUCGGGAAAGCCAGAAAACGGGGAAAGAAACGGUGGAUGCUUUUCUUGCUCGUCACUUCUCUCUCGAACUUUUGGUUUUUGGCCGUUAGAGAUGGGGAAAAACUCCAAAGUAGUAAUCUGAGCACAAGAAUCUGUCUAGUCUAGGGAGAAUUUCACCUAAAUUAGAGCCAUAUGUUAGUCUUUA
This is a messenger RNA of Cuscuta campestris, 916 nucleotides long. NCBI's taxonomy places the organism in Eukaryota, Viridiplantae, Streptophyta, Magnoliopsida, Solanales, Convolvulaceae. The record is from the annotation of a GenBank genome assembly.